Hyaloscypha bicolor E is the source of this 2205-nucleotide messenger RNA. RefSeq names its product cora-domain-containing protein. The transcript has 3 exons. The coding region runs from base 74 to 1810 and encodes 578 amino acids. Lineage: Eukaryota; Fungi; Ascomycota; Leotiomycetes; Helotiales; Hyaloscyphaceae. The record is from RefSeq and is a predicted model, not a curated record. Gene Ontology annotation, cellular component: mitochondrial inner membrane. Gene Ontology annotation, biological process: mitochondrial magnesium ion transmembrane transport. Gene Ontology annotation, molecular function: magnesium ion transmembrane transporter activity.
CUCAUGGGCAACUCCACCGUCCCUGAAGAGUAGCAAGAACCAGCUAUCGAUCGCAAUAGCUUCUUUAGUUGCUAUGCGGUCCGCUUUUCAAGCUCCUGUGCCAUCAUCAACUUUGCUCAGGUUCCUCAAGUCGCAGUCAGAGAGCAUUUGCUUCUUCAGUCCAAAUCCUCGGCCGGGCUUUAUAUUUGAUCAUGCAGCACCUCGAGGUAUUCCAGGACGACCAGGCCUAGUUAAAUCUCCUUCGAAAUCAUCUGCGAGAUGUCUCUCGACGACCGCUCUGCGAAAGGCAACACAUGAGGCGAAUUUUCUCAAUGUCGAAUUAUUAUGGCCACACUCAGCCGCAUCGACUAUAAACACCCAAUCGGCCCACUCUCGCGGAUUAGCUCGGAGGAGGAAGUUUGAAUGUGGAAGAACUUUGAUUACACAACGUUCGUCAUCGUCAGGAUCAAAAAAAUGGCAUCAGAAACUCUGGGGAGUCACGUCCGCGAAAGGUGGAAAGCCUCUGCGUCCAGAUGAUUUGCCGUCAACAUUAUUCGGAUCAGAAGAAGGGAGUGAUACUUAUAUGUUCAGCCUUGGGCGGCACAUAUCUGCAAAGGCGGCAGCGCAGCCCAAGCUUCGCUGUACGGAAUUGGAUGAGAUUGGGAAUGUGGUUCUUGCCAGUGGGGAAUUCAAGAAGAGCGAACUGAUUGCAAAAUAUGGACUCCUACCACGAGAUUUACGAAAGAUUGACUCGAGUCUCCUCCCCCACAUCCUCGUUCGGCCCUCAGCAAUCCUCAUCAAUCUACUCCACCUCCGAGUUCUCAUUAAGUCUAAUCGAGUGCUGGUAUUUGACGCCUAUGGCACAGUAGAUUCGUAUAAUCAGUCGGCGUUCAUAUACGAUUUGGAAGAUAAGCUCCGCCAGAAGCAAAACUCUCCUGCUGCUGGAGGACUGCCAUAUGAAUUCCGAGCUUUGGAAGCAGUGCUUGUCUCGGUAAUAACAAGUCUCGAGAAGGAGUUUGAAGGGGUUAGGAAACCAGUCGUUCGAGUUUUAAGAGAACUAGAAGAAGACAUCGAUCGAGACAAGCUCAGAGCUCUCCUCAUUUACUCCAAGAAACUCGGAACAUUUGAGCAGAAAGCAAAGCUUGUCAGAGACGCCAUCGACGAAUUGCUUGAAGCAGACGAUGAUCUAGCAGCUAUGUACUUGACCGAGAAAAGUCACGAUCUGAUGCGCGGAGAGGAUGAUCACACAGAAGUUGAAAUGUUGCUAGAGUCUUACCAUAAACUCUGUGAUGAAAUUGUGCAAGAAUCUGGGAAUUUGGUGUCCAACAUCCGUAAUACCGAAGAAAUCGUGAAAGCGAUCUUAGACGCUAAUCGCAACUCUCUCAUGCUCCUCGACCUCAAGUUCUCUAUCGGAACCCUAGGGAUCGGCUCGGGAGCGUUCAUCGCCGCGCUCUACGGCAUGAAUCUUAAAAAUUUCAUCGAAGAAUCCGACUUCGGGUUCUGGGGUGUCACGGGCUGGAGCAUCGUUUUCUCCGCCAUUGUCUGUAGCUACGGACUCGUAAAAUUACGGAAAGUGCAGCGACUGAGUAUGUGGGGUGAAGAUGGGAGAAAGGGACGGAACUGGAGAGACGAGGAUUUAGGUGUCGUGAAUCGGGAACGUGGAGAGAGGAGCAGAAGGCUGAAGGAGGAAAGGGCAGAGGCCUUGGAAGAGAGGAGAGCAGAAUUGCAAAGACAGAGACAUGAUCAUGCGAUGACUGCUGCCGCGGCUGCCAAGGCAGCGCAGCUUCAAGCCUAUAUCGCAGCUUCCAAAUCAGCGAAGAAGGUGGUGUAAUUUUAUACAUGGGUGGAGUUCAUUGUAUUGGUGGCGUUGGAGAUGCCGCAGGGGGUUAAUGUGGCGUUUGGGAGCAGAUGACUAGAUAGGUAUCUACACACUUCUCUCUCUUCCUCCCUCGCGCCUUCAAAUGUCGAGAAAGAGCAAAAAAAUUAACUUCUCGCAAGAUAAGGGGCUCGCUUUGUUGAAUGGGAUUUGUCUGGCCAUUAAGUUUGUCCAUCCAGCGGCAAGAAAUUUCAAUGAGAAAGGCGAUAAGUAUCACAGAGGAUAUAUAAAAUCGGAAGGCUUUUGUUCACGGUCUAUCAUGGGGUGACAAGAAAGAACUUUUGCUGACGGUGCCAAUGUUCCAAAGUUCCCUGGUAUGUUGAAAAUGUUGAGAUGUAUGAAAUUCUCUC